AUCUGAUGCUAAGCCGACGACAGGUCAUCGACAUCCAUCGACUUGUAACCGUAUCUGAGUCGCAAUCAUCGGAAAGCGUGUUGCAUUGGACUAUGUGCACAGCGAAAGACCAUCUGUGAACACCUCGCGCUCCGUUAGCAACAGGCUCUCUGCUUCGCUUGUUCCACCGGCGGCUGGGCCACACGGCGCCUGUCGCGAACGCAGUCCAGGAUGGGUGUGAUACGCAAGAAGACAGCGACCAGGGGUGGUGAAGGUGGCGUCAAGUAUGUUUGCGAUGUGUGCUCCUCUGAUAUCACUUCGACGGUUCGCAUACGAUGCGCCGACCCUGCCUGCAACGAUUUCGACCUGUGCGUCACCUGCUUCUCCAAAGGCGAGGCGCGAAAUUCGCACGUGCCCGAAACACAUGCGUAUCGGGUCAUUGAACAAAACUCGUUCCCGAUAUUUGAUCCAGAAUGGGGCGCGGAUGAGGAGCUGAUGUUGAUCGAGGGCGCCGAGACCUACGGUUUGGGCUCAUGGGCAGAUAUUGCGGAUCACAUUGGAGGCUUCCGAGAAAAAGAUGAAGUUCGCGAUCAUUAUUUGAGCUGCUAUGUGGACUCCCCGGCCUUCCCUCUACCGAAACGAUGCAGCCCCCACGAUUCCGAGCUGGCCGACGCGAUAUCUCGUGACGAAUUCCAAGCGCGCAAGAAGCGAAGGAUAGAACAGCGAAGAGAGGCAGCCAAGAACGCGCCAACAUUACAACCGAAAACAAAGCCGACAGCCAGUGUACCUAGCUGUCAUGAGAUCCAAGGGUACAUGCCUGGUCGCCUUGAAUUCGAAACAGAGUAUGCGAACGACGCGGAGGAAGCUGUACAACACAUGCAGUUCGAUCCCGGGGACGGUGUGAAUCCAAGGACAGGAGAGCUCGAGCCGGAGAUGGAGCUCAAGCUGACGGUCAUGGAGAUCUACAACUGUCGAUUGACCCAGCGUGUGGAUCGCAAGAAGGUCAUAUUUGAGCACAACCUGCUCGACUAUCGGGAGAACACAAAGAUUGACAAAAAACGGUCCAAGGAGGAGAGAGACCUGUUGCAAAAAGCAAAGCCCUUUGCGCGGGUCAUGAACCGAAAAGACUUUGAGGACUUCAAUCAAGGGCUGAUUGAUGAGUUGAACUUGCGCCAAGCCAUCGCUCAGCUUCACGAGUGGCGUAGUGUGAAAAUCGGGGAUCUGCGAAGCGGAGAGAAGUACGAAACUGAGAAGGCGGCGCGUAUACAAAAGACUACACCUAUGGGGUCAAUGGACCGAGAUCGACUAGCCACCGCUCAACGCAGCAAGAACGCGCCACCACCUGAUCCGCCUAGUGGAGCGGCGCUUCUGGUGGCGCCCGAACUACCUAUACGGGCUGUGAACCAAACGAACGGCGAGGUCAAUGGGGAAAGCAAACCUGCUCUGAAUGGCGCGAACGGGGACACAAACGGUGUUGGCUCGCCGCGACCCAAGCAGCUUCCUCAGCCCAUACCUGGCGUCCAGCCUUUGUCCUUUAACGCGGACAACAAUGCCGACAUACAUCUCUUGACGCCGGAAGAGAUCAAGCUUUGCGAGAUUGUGCGCUUAGCUCCCAAGCCGUACAUCAUGAUCAAGCAGCAGAUUCUGGCCGAGGCUAUCAAAGGGAACGGAACAAUGAAGAAGAAACAAGCCAGGGAAAUCUGCCGGCUCGACUCCCAAAAAGGCGGGCGCAUAUUCGACUUUCUGGUCACCGCAGGCUGGUUGGGUAAGGCAUAGAUGGCUAUGUCUGCGAUGGUCGUGUCGUAUGAACGGAGGAAAUGUGUUCUGUAUUCCCUGUGUGGCAGGGGUAUAUUGGCGUUAUGGAAGGACUGGCAUGCGGACUGGUGAAGCGAUAUACCUAUAGGCGCAUGAUGAAUGAAUGAUUCUCACAGAGAAACAAACAAUGAGACUAUCACCGACG
Emericellopsis atlantica is the source of this 1939-nucleotide messenger RNA. RefSeq names its product transcriptional adaptor-like protein. Gene Ontology annotation, cellular component: nucleus; SAGA-type complex. Gene Ontology annotation, molecular function: chromatin binding; zinc ion binding; transcription coactivator activity. Lineage: Eukaryota; Fungi; Ascomycota; Sordariomycetes; Hypocreales; Bionectriaceae. Gene Ontology annotation, biological process: chromatin remodeling; regulation of transcription by RNA polymerase II. The transcript is spliced from 2 exons. The coding region runs from base 211 to 1755 and encodes 514 amino acids. The record is from RefSeq and is a predicted model, not a curated record.